This is a messenger RNA of Periophthalmus magnuspinnatus, 6288 nucleotides long. It is a transcript of the gene ubr3, whose product is annotated as ubiquitin protein ligase E3 component n-recognin 3. NCBI's taxonomy places the organism in Eukaryota, Metazoa, Chordata, Actinopteri, Gobiiformes, Gobiidae. Gene Ontology annotation, biological process: ubiquitin-dependent protein catabolic process via the N-end rule pathway; protein ubiquitination. Gene Ontology annotation, cellular component: ubiquitin ligase complex; cytoplasm. The transcript has 40 exons. The coding region runs from base 40 to 5607 and encodes 1855 amino acids. The record is from RefSeq and is a predicted model, not a curated record. Gene Ontology annotation, molecular function: zinc ion binding; ubiquitin protein ligase activity.
AGACAACAAAAAUAAAUUUGUAGACAACAAGCAGUGAGCAUGAUGGCGGCGUCGCUGCUGCGCCGGGACAAGAAAGCUACUGCUACCCAUUUGAAAGCAGACCUUACUCAGCCUGACAACAGCUCCGGCCUCCGACAGCUUCAUGAGCUACUUGAUAGUGUCCUAAAUCCCGAGAAGACUGCUGCGGACACCGAGGCUCUGGACUGGUGCAAAUGUCUGAUCGCAGGAGGCGAAGGAUUCGAGGAGUUCUGCAGAACGGUCCGCUCCUAUGACAACGCUACCUUGUGCGGCUUGGUUUGGACGGCUAAUUUUGUGGCAUAUCGAUGCCGGACGUGUGGCAUCUCACCUUGUAUGUCACUGUGUGCCGAAUGUUUCAACAAUGGAGAACACACUGGACAUGAUUUUAAUAUGUUUAGAAGCCAAGCUGGUGGGGCCUGUGACUGUGGAGACAGUAAUGUCAUGCGAGAGAGUGGAUUUUGCUUCCGGCAUCGAUUAAGAACAGGGGAGAAUGUACCUACAAUACCCCGAGAUCUUCUCUUAAUGUCUGAGAUGGUUCUUCCUCGGUUUAUUCUGUGUAUUAUACAGUAUCUGAGGGAUGGAUACACAGAAGCAGACAAUUCUAGUGAGCGAGAUCUACAGAAAGUGCUGCAGCAGCUGGAGCCACAGAUCUCUUUUCUGGAGGAGCUUACAAAGAUGGGAGGAGCAAUGAGAACUGUUUUAACAAAGAUAUUAACCAAUCAGCAGACAUUCAAAGAAUUGAGCAUGGGCCAAGAGGAUAAUCAUUAUGCAAAGAAGAACUAUGAAAAGUAUUUGUCAGCACUUAAAAAUUCAGGUUUAGUGUCUGUGGAAGAGAAAAGCCAAGGUGCAACAGCUGAUGGUGUGGCUGGGGCUGAAGGUGGUGCAGGGGCAAUGUGUUUAUUAGGAGGCUCUGUACCUGGUAGUCCAAAUGAAUCUGGUAAAGAUGAAGAUCCAGAUGCUGGACAAUCUGUAGGGCAGAGGAAGAGAGUUAAACUAAGUAGCAGUACCAAAGAUCCCUGUAUAAUUGAAUCUUUGAAGCAUAAAUGCUUUUUGGAAGAGUUGCUAUUCUGGACUAUAAAAUACGAGUUUCCCCAAAAGAUGGUGACUUUUUUACUAAAUAUGUUGCCAGAUCAAGAUUACAAGAUCACAUUUACAAAAACAUUUGUACAACAUUAUGCAUUUAUUAUGAAAACACUGAUGAAAAGCCAUGAGUCUGAUACCAUGUCCAACCGAAUUGUACAUAUCAGCGUGCAACUGUUUAGCAACGAGGAACUUGCCCGACAUGUGACUGAGGAGUGUCAGCUAUUGGACAUUAUGGUCACAGUGCUUCUCUACAUGAUGGAAAGCUGCCUUAUUAAAAGUGAACUUCAGGAUGAAGAAAACAAUCGCCAUGUUGUAGUGAACUGCAGUGAAGCCCUACUGAAAAACAACACUUACUGGCCAUUAGUUAGUGAUUUUAUCAACAUCCUUUCACACCAAAGUGUUGCAAAAAAGUUUCUGGAGGACCAUUCCUUGCUGAUGUUGUGGAUGAGUUUUGUGUCAUUUUUCCAAGGGAUGAAUCUUAAUAAGCGAGAGUUAAAUGAACAUGUGGAGUUUGAGUCUCAGACAUACUAUGCAGCAUUUGCAGCAGAACUUGAAGCCUGUGCACAACCAAUGUGGGGUCUUCUAACUCACUGCAAAGUAAAAGACACACAAGAAUACACAAAAACUGUGGUUCGAUACUGUUUGGAGACUUUACAGAUCUGGUUUGAUGCCAUUGGAUUCAUUGAUGAACCUGCCCCUAAUCAAGUGACAUUUCACUUGCCAUUGCACAGAUACUAUGCUAUGUUUCUUAGCAAGGCUGUGAAAUGCCAGGAGUUGGACUUGGACAGCCUCCUACCUGACCAAGAGAUGCUUAUGAAAAUCAUGGUGCAUCCUCUUCAAAUACAGGCAUGUCUCUCAGAGAUUCAUAGCAAUAUGUGGGUCAGGAAUGGUCUUCAGAUCAAGGGACAGGCUAUGACCUAUGUGCAGUCACACUUCUGCAACUCGAUGAUUGACCCAGACAUAUACCUUCUCCAGGUCUGUGCAUCAAGACUUGAUCCUGAUUACUUCAUCUCAAGUGUCUUUGAAAGGUUUAAAGUGGUUGACCUGUUAACCAUGGCAUCACAGCAUCAGAAUGCUGUGUUAGACUCUGAACAAGAAAGACCAAUGCUUGAAGGAGCCUUGACAUUCUUGGUCAUUUUGACUAGUCUUCGCAUUCAUUUGGGAAUGUCAGAUGAUGAAAUUCUCCGGGCUGAGAUGGUCUCCCAGUUGUGUAUGAAUGACCGCACACACAGUGCAUUGCUAGACCUUAUACCUGAAAAUCCAAAUCCAAAGAGUGGGAAUGUAUCAGGAGCCUGUAGCUUUGAGGAAAUGCUUUCAGCUGUUGCUGACUUUAAAGCACCGGUGUUUGAGCCAGGAGGUUCAAUGCAACAAGGCAUGUACACACCUAAAGCUGAAGUGUGGGAGAAGGAGUUUGACCCCAUUAUGGUUGUUUUAAGAACAGUCUAUCGGCGAGAUGUUCAGUCUGCCAUGGACAGAUACGCUGCAUUCUUGAAGCAGUCUGGCAUUCACACUGGGAAUCCAUGGCCUCCUUACAAAGAGAGGACUCCACUGCACCCAUGUUACAAAGGCCUCAUAAGGCUGUUGCAUUGCAAGACACUGCACAUUGUGAUAUUCACACUUCUCUACAAGAUCUGGAUGGAUCAUCAAAACAUGUCAGAGCAUGUGCUCUGUAUGGUCUUGUACCUGAUUGAACUUGGUUUGGACAACCAGGUUCAGGACAUGAAGCCUGAUGAGGAGCCCUGCAUUGAGGAGCACUGUCAUGAUAGCUGGUUCCCCGGAACCAACCUUCUUUCCAAUCUGCACCAUGUCAUUAACUUUGUGAGGGUGCGGGUUCCUGAGACGGCACCUGAAGUUAAGAAAGAGGCUCCAGCUAGUACCAGCUCAGAAGCAUCUUCUUAUGGGCAGAACUCAAGGCGUCUGUCAGGGAAUUGGAGAGAGAAUGUUCGUGAAGCUCAAGUGUUCAGCCUCGUGGCAGAGCGCAGAAGGAAAUUUCAGGAGAUAAUCAACCGAAGCAACACUGAAGCUGCCCAGGUCGUCCGGCCUAAAAGUUCUUCAACACGCUGGGUUCCACCAGGAACACCUCCGCAGUUGGUGACUGAGAUCCUGGAGAUUCGAGAAAGCAUGUUGUCCCUCCUAAUCAAGCUCCACCAGAAACUGUCAUCCAAGCAGAACUCACUGUCAGCUUCUUGGCUGGAGGAUAUGGAGACGGGCCGGCAUGCUCAUGGAGAUGGCAUCACAGCCAUUGAACGCAUCCUUACCAAGGCAGCAACACGUAGCUGCCAAAUCAAGCGCAGUAUUCAAGACAUCUGUGGAAAAGUCUAUCCUCCAGUGCCACCAAAGAAGACUAGUCCCACUGACAAAAAAACUAUGGAAAAAGAAGAAAGGCGGCAGAGAGCCAGGGAAAGACAGCAAAAACUGCUAGCAGAAUUUGCCUCCAGGCAGAAGAGUUUCAUGGAGACAGCCAUGGAUGUUGAAUUACCAGACACAGAAGCAACUAUGGAUUUGGGACCAGCUGAAGUAAUGGAAUCUGAAGUGCUUUAUGACUGUGUAAUCUGUGGCCAGAGUGGCCCUUCAACCGAGGACCGACCAACUGGCCUGGUCGUUCUUCUCCAGGCAUCUUCUGUCCUUGGCCAUCGAAGCAAAAGCAAAGAUGCUAAAAAGCUCCCUACUUCAGAUGAAGAGCACAUUUACCCUUCAGACACAUGUGGUGUGGCUCAUGACGUCAGAUUGACACUAAUGCAGCGUUUCUUCAAAGAUAGUUCUUGUCUGCAGUCCGUGUCCAUUGGUUGGGAUGGUGGCGUGUAUGUUCAAACAUGUGGACACACUUUGCAUAUAGAUUGCCACAAGUCAUAUAUGGAAUCCUUAAGGAAUGACCAGGUUCUGCAGGGUUUCUCUGUUGAUAAAGGAGAGUUUACCUGCCCCCUCUGUCGACAGUUUGCCAACAGCGUUAUACCUUGUCGUCCAGGUCGUGGCACAGAGGCUGGGGCAUGGCACAGUCCCACCAACAAAAAGACUUGUGUGCUCGUGAAGGAAGUUGAGGAACUUCAGGAGAAAAUAAGCUUCUUUCCUACUGAGUCCAACUUGAGUAGAGAAAUGGAAUUGGUAAUCAAAGACAUCAAAAAUGCCACACAAAAGAAGUACAUGGACUAUGGCAAGAACCCAGGCUCUCCUGAUAACGACUUCCUCUUCAUGUACUCAGUAGCACGGACUAACUUGGAGCUGGAACUAGUGCACCGUGGAGGGAAUUUAUGUUCUGGUGGAGCCAGUGCUGCUGCUAAGCGUUCAUGUUUAAAUCAACUUUUCCAUGUUUUGGCAAUGCACAUGCGCCUGUACAGCAUUGAUUCAGCCUACAACCCCUGGACCAAGUUGACUCAGAUUCCACACAGCAGGCAGGCAGAUGGUUUUGAAGAAGAAAGACCUGAAGUCCCCAUGUUGUUCCGGGAUGUUCCUUCCUUGCUUAUUAUUUUCAUCCUGACUAUGCCCCAGCCUCUUCGAAAAGAGCACUUCACGUGUGUGGUAAAGAUGCUGUAUAACCUGCAGUUUACCCAGGCUUUGGCGGCUCUUUCAACCAAGUUCAGUUCAGAAGAAAGGCAAGCCUGGAGUUCAUCUGGAGCACUGAAAAGGAAAACUGCAAAUGGUGAUAAAACCUUUGAUGCAUUGCUGAGUCAUGUGAUCAGUGAGCUAUGUGAGGACAAGUGUGUCUACUCCAUGAAUGCUGAAGAAACGCCAAUGCUCAGCUCUAGUGUGUGGUCUCCACAGUCCAUAGAGUUUGGCCUUCAGCAGUUCUGCCUGCCCUUCCUUCGUCUGUCCUGCCUUCUGCAGCAUCACCUUUAUGGAGACAACCUCCCUGGUUGCCCGGAGCAAGAGGAGUUUGUGUCCUUGGCCACAUCUUUGGGGCUCUUCUCCACUGCCUCUCAGCCCUCCAGCUCUGUGCUCAGUGCCUCAUGUCUGGAGUGGCCUGUCAGUGCGUUUGACUUGGUCAGUCAAUGGUGCAGGGAGGUCACUGGCCUCUCACAGAUGCAGGCUGAGCAGUCUCUGACUCUGCUAGUCCAGGAUCCUGAGUGGGCAGCACCUCGUCUUCUGCAGUUGCCAGACAAUUAUAACGUGAUAUUUCAGUACUACCACAGAAAGACCUGUACUGUCUGCAAAAAGGUGCCAAAAGACCCCGCCCUCUGCCUUGUGUGUGGAGCAUUUGUGUGUCUCAAAGGAGUUUGCUGCAAACAGCAGGGUAUCUGUGAAUGUGUUUUGCACUCUCAACAUUGUGGCGCAGCCACUGGUAUUUUUCUGUUGAUAAAUGCCUCAGUCAUCAUCAUUAUUCGUGGGCAUCGUUUCUGCCUGUGGGGCUCUGUUUACCUCGACGCGCAUGGAGAGGAGGACCGGGAUUUACGCCGUGGAAAGCCUCUUUUCUUGUGUGAAGAGAGAUAUAGGGUGCUGGAACAGCAGUGGGUGUCUCACACCUUUGAUCACAUCAAUAAGCGAUGGGGGCCUCACUAUAAUGGACUAUAAGCUUUUAUACGUCUAUCAUAAAAUUCAAUCCAUCACCGAUUUAUUUCUGCUUCAUGUAUCAGCCUUGGUCAAAAUAUCUGGGAACUUAAUGAAAACAGACAGUAAGUGAGAGUGUUUCUGACACAGCCUUGGUGUAUGUGAAGUUCGGUGUACAGUCAUGUUUACCACGUGUGUGUAAUUUGUUGUGUGGUUUUCAAAUGGAAAACUUUUGCUUAAGUCAAGAAGCACAACUCUUUCCAUCAACUUAUUUAUUAAGGGAUGGGCUUGAAGCUGUCAUUUAUAUUUUAGGUUGACAAAAUAUAUCAAGUGCUGAAUAUGUCUAAAAGGUUUUACUACAUUUUGCACCAUUUAUGAUCUUUCAUAUCCCUUUUAUUUAUCAGAAAGUGUGCUGCUGUGUUGGCUUGAGUAAAGCUAAGCUUGAUCAACGUAGCAUUGGCAUUACAAUGUGCACUCAAUCUGCUGAAGAUGGGAGGCAGUAGAAGUCCAUCAACACUCGAGUUUUUUUGCAAGCACGAAAAUGCUCUCUAUGGGCCAAGUUGCAAUCCAUCCUCAGGAUUUUUUGUUUUUGGUUUCGCUGUUGAAAGUACAUUUUAGAUAUUUACAUAAUGCUGCUGCUCAUUGUUUGUGUAAUUUUAACUUUUGUGAAGAUUUAUUUUCUAAAGUUGUGCUUUGAAUUUGAAA